Messenger RNA from Babesia bovis T2Bo, 1153 nucleotides. Its product is annotated as Ribosome-binding factor A family protein. The record is from RefSeq and is a predicted model, not a curated record. Gene Ontology annotation, biological process: rRNA processing. The coding region runs from base 7 to 1140 and encodes 377 amino acids. Lineage: Eukaryota; Apicomplexa; Aconoidasida; Piroplasmida; Babesiidae. The transcript is spliced from 2 exons.
GCAAAGAUGGUAGCACUCACAAGGUUACGUUUAUUACGACGCCAUAGUGAUAAUUUCGAACGACUGAGAACACAUCUACAUGGUUCCCAGUCAAAUCAGGUGCAAUACAAUACUAGACACCGCGACGAGCUUUUGAAUGAAAUUGAGAGCAUGGAAAUAGACUCUAUGUUUGAAAAGAUAACAGGUAUACCAUCUAGGAAUAGAUCAAAGCAACAGGAUAUAAUUGAGACUCAAUCGUCCGAGGACGGACGGCCUGAAAUACCAAAAAGGAGUAAUUUAGGUCGAAAAUCACGUUUUGAUUUUGCUGAGCCCAGAUGUGAAUUUGAAAAAUUAAACACAUUUGCAUCUUUAACUAGGAGGAAAAGCGAUUUCCAGGAUCUAACCCAUCAUGAGAGGCAGGAGCUACAACGUUUAGAGGCACAUGCGCGUUUAUCCGAUCCCAGGAGCAUUUUAAACAAAAACCGAGGCAAGGUUGACCCUAGGCGUGAGGCUAAAUCUAUGUUGGGACAACUGGACAAAUUAGAUGGGCCUCCCAAUUAUAUGGAUGAAGAUGUGGAUGAUCAUAUUGGCGCUGCUAUGAUGGAGGAAAAUCGAUUUGAUGAGGUUGUUUCUAGAAUUCGUGCACAGAUUCGUUCCGAAAAACAGGAGAACAGCAAAAUCAACAAAGCUACGAUACCCACUUUUAACGGAGUUAUCGUUGAUCCUAUAGCCAAGCAUGUUCAACGUCGCCGCCUCCGCAUCAAUGCGAUGAUACAGGAUCAUCUGGAACAGAUAAUCACUGCUAACGAUCCUUCUCUAUUAUUGGGGGAUGUAAAAGGAGCUUCAAUAUCGUUGAAGAAAGUAGAGAUGGCAAGUGGUAAAUCAACAAUAAGGUGCUACUAUACAAUCCUGGGUGGUGACGGUAAAGAGGCAUAUAUACAUCAAAUGUUACAACAAGCACAGAAAAAAAUACGUUAUUUUCUAGCCCGCAAACUAGAGCUUGGGUAUACACCUCCAGUUUUAUUCAUCAAGGCCAACCAUAACGAGAUAUCACAAAUCAAACGCGCUGCCAGUUUACCAGAAAAUGCUUUUAACUUGCCUUUAGAAACAAAGAUAAAAUCGUUAGGUGACGGGUUCCACAAGAGAAUGGCAGCCUUUUGAUGUAAUAUUGAGG